GUAUCUGACACGCAGGUCAGAUCUACAACCACGUCUGACUUGCAUAAGGUGGGGUUGAAUUCUGCGCCAACUUGGACUACCACAGCCGCCUUGUGGCACACUGCAUGUACGAUCAAUUCGUGUUCAAUACACUGUGUGUGUCAAGCCGAUUGCAUACGAUAUGGUGUUUUUGUAUUGAGGUGAUGGCGUCAGCCGUAAGAUUGCCUCCCACAUUGGUCAUCAGUUCCCCGGGAAAGUAUAGACGAACGACCGGCCCCUCGCAAUCAGAUUUCACGCCGUGCAUUUCCAGUGUGGGAGUUCCCCAUCUCAGUUUGAGAAACCAGAAGGCCAUUCUGCGUCGUAUAACGGCUCGUUUCAAUCAUGGAGAAGCUGGACCAUAUCCUUCAAUCGCACGUCGUCGCGCCGGACGAAACGGAAGUGAAGAACAAGCUUCUAGCAGCCGGUCUGAUAUUGGUAGACAGGAAUGGCAUUCUCUACUCCAAUGCUGAGGGGAGGCUGGGCUUCGACGCAAACUCGCCAGCCUACACAACUGAUUCCAUGAGCUGGAUCGCCUCGAUGACGAAGCUCAUCACUGCUACGUGUGUGCUACAGCUUGUCGAACGGGGACUGGUAGGUAUAGACGAGGAUGUGCGUCCCAAGGUGCCACAGCUAGCAGCGAUGCAAAUCUUGAGGGGGUUCGACGACCAUGACCAGCCGAUACUGGAAGACAACACGAAGCCUAUCACUGUGCGCCAUCUUCUUUCCCACACGCUCGGCCUUGGCUACGACUUGGCCGACCCCGACUUAAACAAAUGGUCCGCCUCCGUCGGCCGAACAGACAACAACCUCCACUGGACUCUAGCUGGCUUCAUGACGCCUCUCAAGUUCGCGCCGGGCGAGGGUUGGUACUACGGUGCCGCCUACGACUGGGCCGGUCACCUCCUCACUAUCAUCACGGGGCAGCCGCUCUCGGUCUACAUGCAGAAGCACAUAUUUGACGCUCUGGGCAUGGAUUCCACGACCUUUUGGCCGAAGCAGAUCCUUGGCUCGGGAGACAGGAUGCUCCAGUUUGCGUUUAGGGAUGAUAGUCAGGAUGGCGACCCGAAGGUGCUUGAGCCCGGCCCCACACCGUUGCCAGAGGAGCACGAGAUGGAGUCUGGCGGUGCGGGAUUAUUCUCUACACCGGGCGAUUAUGCUAAGUUUCUUCAUGCCACACUGACGCAUAAACUCCUUAGCAAAGAGACGACGAAUUUGUUGUUCGAGCCGCAGCUUAAUGAGACGCAGCGGGGUAUGCUGGCCGCCAUUGCUGAUUGGGCACAUGAAGCGUUCACACCUGAGUUUCCCCUUGGGGUGAAGCUCGAUCACGGAUUGGGCGGGGUGAUUAAUGUUGAGGAUGUGGAAGGGAAGAGGCGAAGGGGCAGUAUGAUGUGGAGUGGCAUGUCGAAUGGGCGGUGGUGGAUUGAUCGGGAGACAGGGGUGGCUGCUGCCAUUUUUACUUGUGUUUUACCACAUGGAAAUAAGGUCUUGACGGAGAUAUGGGAUGAAGUUGAGAGGUUUGUCUAUGGGGAGUUGAUGAGAAAGUGAGAAAGGGCUAGGGGGUGAACACACCUGUGUGGGCUGGGUUGAAGUUGCAGGGGUAAAUAAGAUACGGGGAUGAGUGGUUGCCCCAAUUUUUGGUGCGCAGUCACCAAAGCGUUCUAGCAUUCUCAUCAUUGCCAUCAUUGUUCCAGAGAAGAAGUGGUUCGUACUCCUUGAACUCCCAAUUGAGCACAAAACCGUUAU
This is a messenger RNA of Pseudomassariella vexata, 1761 nucleotides long. Its product is annotated as beta-lactamase/transpeptidase-like protein. The record is from RefSeq and is a predicted model, not a curated record. NCBI's taxonomy places the organism in Eukaryota, Fungi, Ascomycota, Sordariomycetes, Amphisphaeriales, Pseudomassariaceae. The transcript has 3 exons. The coding region runs from base 361 to 1563 and encodes 400 amino acids.